AACUGUCCACCUGUGCAGAACUUCCCAAUGUGAACUCACCAAAGAUAAGGAAAAGAGAAGAAUAAACUUCUUUAAUAGUGUAAACUAAAGGAUUGACAUUUGCCUGGACAGCGGACACUUACCUGUUGCUGCCGUGCGUGUCCAGCAGUGACUCCUGCACCCGUCUGCUGUUUCUUGGUCACCGCUAUGUUCGCUGCGGCGACCAAGAACUUUGUGAAGCAGGUGGGAGACACAGGUCGGUUGAUCCCCGUACCGAGUCUGAGUGAGGCUGACCGCUACCAACCGCUCAGCCUGGUCACCAGGAAGAGGAAGAGACACUUCUGGAAGAAAACCAAGUAUGCCUCAACCCCCUUCUCCCUGAAAGACAUCCUGGUGGGGGAGAAGGAGAUCACAGCAGGGGUGUCGUCGUACCAGCUCCUGAACUAUGAGGACAAAUCUGACGUGGCCCUGAACGGCAGAUUAGGGAACCACCUGAUGAACGACGUGGGGUUCAACAUCAGUGGUUCAGACUCUGUGGCCGUCAAAGCCUCCUUUGGGAUCGUCACCAAACACGAGGUGGAGGUCCCAACUCUACUCAGGGAACUCAACUCCAGGAAAGUGGAUCUUGAUCACUGUCUGAUUCGUCAGUCCAAAGAAAGUGGGCGGAGCGUUCUCUGCGUUGUCAUGGAGAGCAUCCGUACGACUCGUCAGUGUUCUCUCACUGUCCACGCUGGCAUGAGACGGACGACUAUGAGGUUUCAGAUUGAUGAUGGUCGAAACCCCAAAGGUCGAGACAAGGCCAUAGUGAUCCCAGCUCACACCACCAUCGCAUUCAGCAUCUUUGAACUGUUUGUUCGAUUGGAUGGACGACUUGAUAUCUGCGUAAGCCCUGAGUCGUCAGGCGGAUUUGAGAAGGAGCUGAUCAGAGAGCAGCUGGGUGGUUUCAUUGGUCGAUUCUCUAUGGGACGGCUACGCAGGUUCCUGUCUGGGAUUGUGUACGGAAACCCCUUCAGAGCAGACGACAGGACGUUUGAGGAGCUCACGCACACCCACUCAGACACCUAUAUGGACGACGUAGUGACAGACUACUACGAAAAAGCAGCCAGCAUGACGGACGUCUCCACCGCCUAUCUGAGAGGGGACUCCCACUCCCGUGUCAACCUCCUCAACCACAACAUCCCCAAGGGCCCCUGUGCCCUGUGUGGCCGGGGCCAGACACCGAGGGAGACGGUCUACGGCUGUCUGGAGUGCUCCUCCGGUGGGCACAAGUACGUCAGGCUACACGUGGUGCCCUGCUUCGACCUGUGGCACAAGACGCUCAGCUGAAGAGAUGGACUCAGGAAGAGAGAGUGAGAGAGAGAGGUCUGAGUUCAUCCCUCAUUAGGCAUACAGUACCUAACUAAUAGCUCUGUGCCAUACUGACAGUCAGAAAACUGGGGCUGGCCAAUGUCUGUAGUACUGUAUCUUAUUUGGAGCUGCCCUCCCCUCCCCCUCGAUGGAUCCUCCCAAGUGACUCCCUCCGUGACUCCCUCCGUCUACAUUAGUCUCCUUUUCUCUAUUCCAUCUGUAUUCCAACUAUUUCAUCUACAACUUGACCUGUGUUCAGUGUUAUUGUUCUGUGUGAAGCAGCUGCCAGAGUCCCACAAGCACAACAGGAGUAUGUGAAUUAUUCAGACGAGGUAUUAAAAAUGGACAAGAGGAUGGUGUGAAGGAAAAAGGCCAUGAAGUUUCUGAGGCACAGUGCAGAAGGCAACACAGCCUCCUUGGUUUUGGCCUCAUUCUGCUGGUUUCAACGUGUGUCGUCAGGUCGUCAGGUCUGACGUUCAGUGUUUGUAGUGGGAUGUUCUGACCUCAUCAGGUCAGUGGGACAUUGUAAUGGUGAAAAGAUAGUGAAGAGGCUGAAAAACUACAUUCAUACUGCCAUGGUUACAUGACA
Molecule: messenger RNA, 1915 nt
Organism: Salvelinus fontinalis (brook trout)
Lineage: Eukaryota; Metazoa; Chordata; Actinopteri; Salmoniformes; Salmonidae
Product: pejvakin-like
Exons: 6
Coding region: 187-1305 (372 amino acids)
Biological process (GO): programmed cell death
Cellular component (GO): cytoplasm
Source: RefSeq, a predicted model, not a curated record